AUGGAGCGCAAAAAGAUUGUGCACACGCUAGACACGCCAUACACAGCGGUCGAAUGGCCCCAAGUGAGCCAGGAGGAACAAGAUGCCAUCUUAGAGCUCCUUUGCCGGCUUCUGGCCCCUCUAGGGACGCACCGGCGAUCGUUCAUCGCCCCUUCGAAGGGGAAACGGCGACGGGCUCAAAAGAAGGCUAGUAGUACGAGUGGCAAGCCAGGAGAUCUGGUGGCACCAACCCCAGUACCUCCCACCCCAGAGCUGGCCGCCUACGUUGAUGUCGGCCUGUCCAGAAUCUCGCGCACCCUGCAGUCCAUGUCAGCCGGAAAAGACGAGCCAGCUCCACUCACGGAACAGAACAACAGCCAUUACAGUGUGGUAUUUGCCGCCCGCGCUGGGCACUCUUCAGCUUUCCACUGCCACUUUCCACAGAUGGUUGCGCUUGCCGCGCAGUCUCAGUCACCAGAGAAGGCAGUCAGGCUCGUGGGCCUCUCUAAAGCCUGUGAAGACCGUCUGAGUACCGCACUGGGAAUCCCCCGCGUAUCCAGUAUAGCGCUGCGGGAAGACGCGCCGCAGGCAAAGGGUCUCAUUGAUUUUGUGCGGGAGCAUGUAGCACCAGUCCGGAUCUCAUGGCUGCAGGAGGCUCGGUCUGCCAAGUUUCUCGAGACCAAAAUCGACGCGGUACCGACUAGAAUUGGGAAUAAAAAGCCAAGGCUCUCAUGA
Messenger RNA from Canariomyces notabilis, 714 nucleotides. RefSeq lists its product as uncharacterized. Gene Ontology annotation, cellular component: ribonuclease MRP complex; nucleolar ribonuclease P complex; cytosol. Lineage: Eukaryota; Fungi; Ascomycota; Sordariomycetes; Sordariales; Chaetomiaceae. Gene Ontology annotation, biological process: rRNA processing; tRNA processing; intronic box C/D snoRNA processing. The record is from RefSeq and is a predicted model, not a curated record. The coding region runs from base 1 to 714 and encodes 237 amino acids. Gene Ontology annotation, molecular function: ribonuclease MRP activity; ribonuclease P activity. The transcript is spliced from 3 exons.